CUAACGUAAUAUAUGUUGAUGUCACUGCUUUGGGUCGUCACAAUCUUGCCUUUCUUCCCGUCAGCUAUAAAUGUUGUCACGACUCUCCCUAACCAUUUGACGAUCCGAUCCCUACCCUGGCACCAAUCAAAAAACUCUACGACUUGUCUCUCAAUAUAUAGAGCCGUCGUUCUCUCUCAUCCUUUACCGCUUCCUCACUAGCCAUCAUUCAGUCGUCUCAUCCUUCUUCCUCUGCUAGCAGUAUGCCUGGCACAACACCAUACAUUGGCAAUGCUACAAGAAUAUGGGAGAUUAAUGUGCACUGGAGCCUGUACUCUCAGUGCGGAAUUUGGGAUCCUAAAGGUCGUGGCGUGGAUAUAUGGGAAUGCAUUAGAGCCCGUAAGUCGCCACUCUCCUUUGUUUGUUCACCGUCUUGCCUCGUUCUCUCCUUUCAACAAUCUCACCUUUUUCCCCAGCCACCAAACGGUCUUUACUGGCGCUACAUCGCCCGCCGGUGA
Messenger RNA from Suillus paluster, 497 nucleotides. RefSeq lists its product as uncharacterized. Lineage: Eukaryota; Fungi; Basidiomycota; Agaricomycetes; Boletales; Suillaceae. The record is from RefSeq and is a predicted model, not a curated record. The transcript has 2 exons. The coding region runs from base 243 to 497 and encodes 84 amino acids.